Messenger RNA from Mobula hypostoma (lesser devil ray), 4044 nucleotides. It is a transcript of the gene dusp7, whose product is annotated as dual specificity phosphatase 7. The record is from RefSeq and is a predicted model, not a curated record. Gene Ontology annotation, molecular function: protein tyrosine/threonine phosphatase activity; MAP kinase tyrosine/serine/threonine phosphatase activity; MAP kinase tyrosine phosphatase activity. The transcript is spliced from 3 exons. Bases 386 to 1519 code for a protein of 377 amino acids. Gene Ontology annotation, biological process: negative regulation of MAPK cascade; protein dephosphorylation. Gene Ontology annotation, cellular component: cytoplasm; cytosol. NCBI's taxonomy places the organism in Eukaryota, Metazoa, Chordata, Chondrichthyes, Myliobatiformes, Myliobatidae.
ACGCAGCUUCGCUGCCUUAACUCGGUGUGUUGAGCAUUUGGGAGGGAGGAGAAAAAUUAACACCGGUGGAAUCGGUGGCGCUGACCCAGUGCUUCAGUACUAGCGCCGUACACACGGGAGAUGGUGAAUGAAGACCAGCGAGAUAGGACACAUAGUUUCAACUGGGGGUCCCUGCUGCUAAUCAUCUCCCCGUACCUUGUUACAGUGGAAUUGGUUCUGCAUUUUCACUACGACGGUCUUCAGAGCAAGAUUUUUUAGCUCCUCUCAUAAGGAACACGCGAGACGAUUGCGUUGGACUUGUGCCUUUUUUUUCCGCUGUCGGGGCAACGCUGUAGUUCGGAGGACGAAAUUGGCCCCGUCGGCUUUCCCUUAAAAGGUUUUCCUCAUGAAAAAUCAGCUUUUUUGUACUACCUCGGCCAUGGCGAUGAACAAGAGUGUCGACUGGCUUCAAGAGCAGCUGGAAUCCGGGGAUGCCAGCCUGCUGCUGCUUGACUGCCGAUCCCACGAGCUGUACGAGUCCUCGCACAUCGACUCGGCUAUCAAUGUGGUCAUCCCGGGGUUGAUGCUCAGGCGGCUGAAGAAGGGCAACCUGCCCAUCAAGUCGCUGAUCCCCAACAACGAAGACAAGGAGAAAUUCGUGAAGCGGUGCAAGACCGACACGGUUAUCCUAUACGACGAGUGCACGAUCGAUUGGCACGAAAACGGAACGAGUUCUGUCUUGGGGUUGUUGCUACAGAAACUGAGAGACGAUGGCUGUAAAGCUUAUUACCUGGAGGGGGGCUUCAACAAGUUUCAAACCGAAUACCUCGAGCACUGCGAGACCAACCUGGACUGUUCUUGCCCCAGCAACUCUCCCCCCGUGUCCGUGCUGGGACUGGGAGGGCUGCGAAUAAGUUCCGACUGCUCGGACGGGGAAUCCGACGCCGAUCGGGAGCCCAACAGCGCGACCGAGUCUGAGGGCAGUCCUCUGCCCAAUAACCAGCCCGCCUUCCCCGUCCAGAUCUUGCCGUACUUGUACCUCGGCUGUGCCAAAGAUUCGACGAACCUGGAUGUCCUGGGAAAGUAUGGCAUCAAGUAUAUCCUGAAUGUAACCCCUAAUCUUCCCAACAUGUUUGAGAACGACGGGCAGUUUAAAUACAAGCAGAUUCCAAUUUCAGAUCACUGGAGCCAGAAUCUUUCACAAUUUUUCCCUGAAGCUAUUUCGUUCAUAGAUGAAGCUCGAUCCAAGAAGUGUGGCAUACUGGUUCACUGCCUAGCUGGGAUUAGCAGGUCAGUCACUGUGACUGUUGCGUAUCUCAUGCAGAAAUUGAACCUUUCACUGAAUGAUGCUUAUGAUUUUGUGAAAAGGAAAAAGUCCAACAUCUCUCCAAACUUCAACUUCAUGGGGCAGCUUUUAGACUUUGAAAGGACUCUGGGACUUACAAGUCCCUGUGAUAACAGGGCUCCUAAAGAACAGCUGUAUUUCACCACUCCUACCAAUCACAAUGUUUUCCAGUUGGAAUCUCUUGAGUCGACAUGAAGAAAAGGACAUGUGCAAAUCUUUAAACGACUACCAUUUGAAAAGCUUGCUAUCAGGUGAUCUUGGGGGGAGGUGGGGGAAAGACUGGUCUGACCAGGUUGAUGAAUCUGAUCACUGCUUGGAGAAUGUGCUUGCUGUCUCGUAUCACCCUGAUAAUAAUGAUCGGGGGGAAUAAACUGAGGUUCACUGAAGAGUGAGUUUUCAGUUUUGAAGGGUAUUAAAGUUUAUGGGAAGAAUAGUUUUCAGAGUGCAGUUACAUGCUGUGACAUCUGAUGUUGUCAAGCACCCAGGCAGGCAAUGAAUCCACUACAGACCUGUUAGCUAAAUGUGAUGAAAAAGACUUGGGCACUUGGACAUCUGCAGGAAGGUGCCAUCCCAUUACCCUCGUUCUACAUUUUGAGGAAGCUUUACUCUACAAAAUGUAGGGUUGCUGCAUUUUUCCCUCAUAAUAACUGGACUGUUGUACAAACAGUUAUUGUUCAAUCACAUUUUUUUGAUUGUUUUCUAUGUUAUUUGUUGACCUAAUGCAGUUUGCACAGUUGUGAAGCCUCUGAGUCAUGGCACUUCACUGGUACUCCACAGAGGUAAUGGACACUUCAUUGUGGUAGGCAUCUGGCAAAUGUGAAUGGGACAGACCUGGAUGUUACCUGGACCGUGCAUUGAGCUCUGAAGGGAAGUUAGCAUUGCAAGAAUACAAUUUUAAUUUGUUUUCUCUAAAUGCUUAAGCUGAAGAAGAUGGACUGUUUGAAGUCCUAAGCCAAUUUCUUUACAGCAUGCUUGAGGUUGCCCUGGCUGUACGGAGUCGCAGGCAAUGAUUAAUGUUAAACAGCUGGGUUAAAUCGGAUCCAGGUCAGUCUGUCAGUGGGAAGUAAUUGUAGAUGCCAGCACUUAUCUUGCAUACUACAUACUGAACUCUUUUUAACUGUUGCUGCUACUCUGAGGUCCCAGACAAAGUUGAAAUAAAAACCUUAUUGAGCUGCAAGGAAACGAAGAUUACUGCAGUGUUACGCUCGGUUGGAAAAUCGUCAAAGACUUCACAACCUUGGCUGACCUUGUAAUCUAUUUCAGCAUUUUUGUUUUUGUUUUGUAGUAUAAAUCCACUGAAAUGCUUGGUAUUAGAAAUACUUAUGAAACAUAAUUUGUAUUGAUAACCGAAGCUUUUUGGGUCCAAAUUUCUGCAAUUUCUUUUUGUGCAUUCUGUUUUUCUUUUUUUUUAAAAAAACAAUUGUCCAAUUUUCAUAGCCUUUUAUGUGGAGGUAUGUCAGUGUGACCGUGUAAGAUACAAAGAGGGUUUAACAGUUACAAGAACACAGGCAUUAUUUGGGGGAGGGAGAAAAUCGGUUCAUUACUAAAUGGAUCAUCUUGCAUCUUACCUCACUGAGGACUUUUCAGGGAUGAUGGAAAUGCAUCAGUUAUCGUGUUACAGCUGAGUGGAUUUGUAAAGCUUUUGUGCUGUACAUGGUUGAGAUGCAUAUGUGUUUCAAUAUGAGCUUGGUAGAGGGUAGUUUUUGCUUUCUGAUUAUGAAGGAGAAACUCUAUAUUGUAUAGUAUUCUGAACCAAUACAACACAUGUUUAUACUUCAAAUAAAUAUUGAAUUAUUUUUUCUUUAGAUACUGUGUCGCUGUUUCUGCGUCCACUUUAUUUUAAAGGGUUGUGAUGAGGGCAACAUUAGUAUGGUUAUUUUCUCUGUUUUUGCUGCCUUGCGGCAUGAAGAGUCAAACGCAUGCUAAUGGAGUGGAGUUACAUUUUUGCCCUGACUGUGCUAGAGUUGUGACAUUUCCUUCCCUGAGGGCCAUUAGCAAGCUAGUCGGUUACAGUCAUCAACUGGUAUUCAGUUUCACAAUUUCUAGCUGCUUUCCUAAUUUGGAACCAUUGGGCUAACUUCCUUUCGCUUGAUAAACAUUUUUCUUUGCUGGUAUUUUGUUCUGCUCUUUGUUCUCUAAUUUAACACUUUUAAAUUAAUCUUUCCUUUUUCCUCUGCCUACUGCAUAUUACGGUAUUUGGUGUUGGCCAUUUCGGAGCUAUCUCCUUUGGGAAGAAAUAAUACAAGUUAAGGUGUCUCAUCAGUGCUGGUACAGUCGUUGUACCACAUUCUAUUGAACACAUCGACAAGGAGUGCUGUCGAAGUAACACAGUAUCCAUCAAGGACCCCCGCCCUCCAGGCCAUUCUGUCCUGCUGCUGCUAUCAGGAAAGUGGUAUGGGAGCCACAGGUUCAGGAACAGUUUUUAACCCUACAACCAUUAACCAUCAGGCUUCUGAACCAAUGGGGGAUAACCUCAUUCACCUCAACAAUGAACUGAUUCCACAACCUAUAGACUCACUUUCAAGGAUUCGACAACCCGUGUUCUUGAUAUUUAUCAUCAUUAUUUCUUUUGUAUUUGCACACUUUGCUGUUUGUUUUCCACCUCCCCCACCCCCCCACCCACAUCGGUUGUUGCAUAUGUCUGCCUUUGUUGUAUGCAGUUUUUAUUGAUCCUGUUGUGUUUCUUGUAUUUACUGUGAAUGCCUGCAAGAAAACGAAUC